UAGAAAUGAAUGCUCACAUUGAUUCAGAACUAGGUCAAUAUUUCUUCAAUGGUGAAUGUCCUUAAAUCAACACCGAAAUUGCUGAAUUUCUUCGUUUACAUUUCUAACGAUGAGUUAGUAGGGCCUGUGUGGUAACUUCAUUUGUGAGAAACUUCAUCUGCAAUAGGAGGGGGAGACAUUCUUGCUUUCGACAAGCGGCGCUCCCCCUCCGUUGCAGUCCUCUAUCAAGCUGCCGCCAGAUCUGUCGGAAAUUCGUCUCGUCAAUAAGUGUAGCAAGAAGAUGUUGGCUGUACACGACGUUGUCCGACACAUCAAGGUGACCGGACUCGCGGCGCGAUUCAUGGGUCUGAUGAUGCUGUGGGCUCUUCUCGUCGCUUCUCUGUCCCAGCAUGUUGUGCACGGUGUGAGGAUCGUGUCCACCGGCGAGCAAUUGCAGCUGGGCGGCCAGCGGAUUCGGUACCUGUCGGAGUUCCUCGCUGGGGUGGAGGGCAACUUCACUAGUGAAUUGGCAGAAGUGAAAGCGGUGCAACCUGAAACGGCGGAUCGGGGAGAAGAAGCCAACGGCAAUGUCGACACAGAGUAUGCCAUGGACCAGUCUGAUAAGUUCUACAAAGUAACCGCAGAAGUGGAGAAGCAGAGUGUGCGUCUUCUGCAGGAGCUGCUCCCGGUUGCCGGAGCGCUCCUGAAAAUCACCGGCGGGGACAAAGGAAACUCGAAACUAUGCGGUGACGUCCGAUGUGGCAUUAACGCAAUCUGCACGCAAACAAGAAAGGUAAAAUACUGCAUCCAUGAUUCAUCGCAAGAGAUUGCAUAUGUAUCUCGUGAUCAAUUAGCGGCUUUCUUGUGUAUGUUAUGCGCUUUUUUUCAUGGAAACAUCCUGCAUUGAAACUGAAUCUUCAACGCUACACCCAAGGGCGCCCAGUGCCUGUGCGCUCCCGGUUUUUACGGUGAUGGCCUUCUAUGCCGCGAACCAACCUCCUACAUUCCGCAGAAGCUUCUCAAGGAGGGCGUGGAGGGCGCCUCGGAGCGGAUUCACGACCUCGAGAUGAUCGCUCUGGAUGCAGAUAGAAUCGCGAUGGUUUAUCGCAAUGCAGACCGAAAUAACCGAGGCUACUUGAUGCUUGGCGCGGUCGAUGGACUCACUGUCGACUGGGCUACACCGGAGCUUUUCUCCACGGGCGAGGACGGUGAUAAAAUCCAGGCGUGGGAACCGAGAAUAGCAGGAGAUGUUAAGCCUCGUUUUCUGGAUGUUGUUUCUUCAAAGAAAUAGGCUAGGUUGUCCGUUUUGCUUCCCGGUCUUAGUACUUGAGCAAGAUUACUUUGGAAAUUAUAACAAGUUGUAAAGUAUGAGUAUCGGUAGCUCUAAAGAGAGAAACAAGCUGGUGAUCAAUUUUCGCACCGCGAAAGAGGAUGGCGACUGUUACGUCUUGAGUGCGGAUCUGGACCCGGGGAUGGGAAAGGCCUUCGUGGAGUUUAGUCCGGUGAUAAAAACGUGCGAAAAGAGCGGCAGCGGGCCAAUGGCAGGCAUCCUGUUCGCGCCCAGCACCUACGCAAUGUUUGUUAAUCGCCAGGCACUGGACGGAAAAUUUACAGGCGAAGCUACGCUCUUCGAGCUCCAGCGAUUCAAAGUGCAGCCAUCGGCCGUAGACCCAGUGCAAUUUGCGAAUGCGCCUGUUGGGGACCUGAGAGCCAGGAAGGUAAAAACGGAAUAUUUCAUCUUUCCUCCUAGCUUGACUUAGGUAGUGAAUGAUGGCCCGCCUACAACUUGUUCUUUUGUGAAAAUGUUCAGCUGCCUCAUCCUCUCAUGGUACUGAUACAUAGUUGUUGUCUGUGCGGAACAUCUAUCUUCCAUUCCUUCGAGAAUGACUUGACAAAAUCUCCCAUACUUUCUGUCGAGAAGAUGGGAAUGGUUUUCCACCACAGAUGUCGCCGACUACGUUUUUGCUAGAGUUCUCACGGACGCCACGCCUUGAGGAUAACAAAGAGGUGCAGCAGGAGGCUGUGCUAAGCUUUGGAAAAUUCGAGGAGGGAUCACUAACUCUAUUGCCAGGAACCGUAUCCGCAGAACCGGAAAACAUCAAGCAAGUCCAGUAUUUAAUCGUGAUAUCAUGUAUUUUCGACUAAGUGUGUUGCAGCAAAUAACUUAGUGAAAUUCUGUAGCACACAUGCAACUGGUAGACGUCGACCUGCAUUUUUUUCAGAACACGCGGACGAGAAUAAAUCAGUUUCUCAGGUUCCGUGAUGUCGCUGUCUUGUCGAAUUCCACGGCCUAUCUGUCGUACGCAGUUGGCGCGAGCAGCAGCGCAGUACUGAAGACCGUGAAAAUCACACCUCGAGCAAAAGGGAAAAAGAUUGCUUUCGUAACUACACGCGUGUUAAAGCGUCCAGGGUAUGCGCCGUUCGUGACGCCGGUCAGCGCACCACUCCCGGCACCACCUGGAUCCGCAACGGGUGACGCACUACCACCAGAGCACAUGGUGAUCAACUUCUAUGCGCCUGAGGGUGCAAAGAAUACUGUUGUGGAGUUCUGCACGGUAAGCCCGGACACAGGCGUGAUCGACGAAGAAACCUGCGUGGAGAAGGUACUUCCUGGCGACAAGAAAAUGAAGGAACUGCGCGCACUGAACAUGGGAGGAGGGAGGAUUGUCGUUACUUUCACUGCGGAAGAGGACAGCAUACCUUACUAUCUGGUGUACGGGGUGUUUAGGACUACGUAGUUGUUGCAUGAUGCACAGAACACAGCGAGUGAGGGGAAUGAAAUAGAACAAUAUGAAUAGAAGAGUCCCCAGUUGGGGCCAUGGCACAGUUUGCUUUCUUGUUUUUUCGGAUGAACAGAAACAAAGCUGUUAUAGAUCAAAUUUAUUGAACAGACGCAAUCAAAUUGUGUUUGGACUGAUACGGAGUAAAGCAACAGACAC
Molecule: messenger RNA, 2918 nt
Organism: Amoebophrya sp. A25
Lineage: Eukaryota; Dinophyceae; Syndiniales; Amoebophryaceae
Source: the annotation of a GenBank genome assembly